Molecule: messenger RNA, 1859 nt
Organism: Pseudovirgaria hyperparasitica
Lineage: Eukaryota; Fungi; Ascomycota; Dothideomycetes; Acrospermales; Acrospermaceae
Product: NAD(P)-binding protein
Exons: 1
Coding region: 213-1652 (479 amino acids)
Cellular component (GO): cytoplasm
Source: RefSeq, a predicted model, not a curated record
CUAUCACCGAACAACUUCCCACCUAAGUCCGUGUCGUUGUAGAUGGAGCGCAAUGCAUCUACUACUAACACCUUGAUUAUCUAUUCUAUACCUAUUUCUUCUUUCUUCAUAUACAUCAUUCGUCCCGUCGCUGUCCGUCAAAGCCUGUGUGAGCUGGCAACACUAAUUCCCAGUAUACAACGACUACAGAGGAGGCUAUUACACCGCACACGAUGCCUCUCACCGUACUCACAGACGAUGAUGUACGCAAAGUACUCAUCUCCUUGACUCGUGAAGAUGUCCAGGAGCUCCAACAAUCGCUCGCAGACGCUCUACACUACUACUCGACUACCACCGACGAAGAAUCAAACGGCUGCUGCGCGUCAAUGCAACCCAUGCGCACCGUCCUGUCACGUAAAAACGGUUUCACAACACUCUUCAUGCCCGCCUCCAGCAAUGACAAUCUCGGCGUCAAGAUCGUCAGCCUCGAAGAGACUGCCCAGUGUGCCCCUAAAUCCGACAGUUCGCCGUCCCUCUCCUCCCUCAGCAUCACUGACCGCAGCUCCACGACCUCGAUCCAAACAUCAAAUUCUUCUUCCUCCUUCACACCACCGACAUCGAUAUCAAGCACACAGUCCACCACCCCUCGGGGCUCGCUGACGCUCAUGGACCGCGCCGGCUUCCCACGCGCCCUUCUCAACGCCGAAGAACUCACUGCCUUCCGCACUGCCCUGGCCUCCACGAUGCUCUUCAAGAAGCGCCACAACGUACACGACAUCACCGUCUUCGGCGCCGGCAAACAAGCCUACUGGCACAUCCGCCUCGCCCUCCUCCUGCGCGGACCCGACAUCCACCACGUCAACAUCAUAAACCGCUCCUUUGAGCGCGCCCACGCCCUCAUCGAGCGCCUCUACCGCCCCGGCCACGAGCCAGCCUCCUUCCCCGAAAUCACAAGCCACAACCAACAAGACACCCCGCUCGCACACCCCAAAUUCAGCAUCCUCACCCCGACCCACACCGAGUACUCGCGCCUGCUGAAGACGUACGUCCGCGGCGCAAGCGUCAUCUUCUGCACCACGCCCAGCACCACCCCUCUGUUCCCACCCGGCUAUCUGACGCACGCCGAGGGCCGCAAAAGGGGCCGCUACAUCGCCGCCGUCGGCAGCUACAAGCCGCACAUGAUCGAGCUGCAUCCCGACAUCCUCAAGCAAGCCGUCGAGCCCGAACACCACCACCGCCACUUCCACAAGCACGCCAAGAGCGGCGGCGCCGUGAUUGUCGACAGCGUCGAGGCCUGCCUGAAGGAGGCCGGCGAGGUCAUCCAGGCUGGGCUGGGCGGGCACGAGGUUGUCGAGAUCGGCGAGCUUGUCAUGCUGAAGAGAGACGCUGUGGCGCGGCGCAGGGAGGCUAGUCAGGGGAGUAAGCAUGGUAGCACGAGUAGUCUGGACAGCGGGGGCGUGGAGCUGAAGAGUCAGCAUAUUCGCUUCAAGGAUGUGAAUGAGGAGCCGACGGGCGAGAUGGAUGAGACGGAGAAGGGGCUGAAGGAGUGGUUGGAUCGCGGGAAUGUGGUGUAUAAGAGUGUUGGGCUGGGCUUGAUGGAUGUGGUUGUGGGGAGCGAGCUGGUCAGACUGGCGGAUGACCGGGGGAUUGGAACGAGAGUGGAGAAUUUCUAAGCUGGUAGCUGCUAUAAUUGGGGUAAUUGAGCAAGACAACAAAUUUCUGGGAUCUAGCCUGGGGAUAUCUUUGACAUGUUCACUGUGGUUAGAAUGAAUGCAUGGGGCAGCUUUUGGUCCAGGGGUUUUUGAGGGAGGGAUAUUAUUGUAGCAUACCCACUCACACGUCAAGUGUGCAGGAAAUCAGGCGCAUUUUAGUUAUCUGAG